AUGACAACAACCAACUGGUUGAGUCGCAUCCUUGAGUAUGCGACGCGAAGUUGUUGUGGUGAAGCGUCGAAGGGUAGAUGGUGGUCCGAGGAGACAAAAGUGCCGGAUGGCAGAGUGGCCAUGUUCACGAGAACGUGGAAUACGAUAUCGACAUGGCGAAGCAGCCCAACUCCUAGGCCGACGCCUGCAUGCGCUUUUACAAGCACACUUCUACUUCUACCACUCAGCAAUCUAAUGGUGUGGGAGUUGGUUGCACUGUCACGUGAUACUCUGUGCUUGCAGUGGGUAAUUGUGCAUAAGUUGGUCUACUUCGCAUCAUUCAUGUCUGUCAUGUCUCACGCCAACUUGGCUGACCACUCUGCAUCCUUGCACUACCUUUCCACCCACACUUUCAAAUUCAACAUCUAA
Molecule: messenger RNA, 408 nt
Organism: Echinococcus granulosus
Lineage: Eukaryota; Metazoa; Platyhelminthes; Cestoda; Cyclophyllidea; Taeniidae
Exons: 2
Coding region: 1-408 (135 amino acids)
Source: RefSeq, a predicted model, not a curated record